Messenger RNA from Pomacea canaliculata, 844 nucleotides. RefSeq lists its product as uncharacterized. Lineage: Eukaryota; Metazoa; Mollusca; Gastropoda; Architaenioglossa; Ampullariidae. The record is from RefSeq and is a predicted model, not a curated record. Gene Ontology annotation, molecular function: galactoside binding; carbohydrate binding. The transcript is spliced from 4 exons. Bases 179 to 844 code for a protein of 221 amino acids.
UGCGCUAUGCACUCUACAAAAUAGUCAAUGAUCUUGUUUGUUUGUUUGUUUGCUUGCUUGCUUACAAUUGUGUUACUCCUUUAUUUUUAUUUAACGUUUCUUUGCAAUCUGUUGAUGUGUUUAUCCACUUACGCACCACAACCUCGUUCAUCCACAUUCACACACACACACACGACAAAUGCAAUUAAGGGCACUGAAACUGUCGUUGUUUUCUAACACAGACCCUGACUGCAGUGAGAAGUCGUUUAACGUAACCUACGAGUCAGUGACGACACGGCGGUCACUGUGGUCAGUUGAAGGCAACGUCACCUGUAACGACGACUACUACCAGCUUCUUGCCCACGUCACCUGCCUCGGUAAUGGAAGCUGGACGCCGCCGAGUCCCCGAUGUCAAAAGAGGUUGUGGAGAUACCCUGAGACACUGUUGAUUUCUGACCAAGUAAGCUUUCCGAUACCUGGGACAGUGAUGGAGGGCUGGUCUAUGUGUGUCGAGGGCGUUCCCACAAAAAGCAGCAAAGUUCAGCUGCAGAUAGAUAAAGGGUCCUUCUACAAUGUUACCGUCCACACGAGCUGGUUGUUUGAUUGUGGUUGCGUAGUGAUUAAUGACAAGGUCAACGGUUCAUGGGGAACACCGCAGAAUGUGUGGAAUCCUCCCUUUCCACUGAAGGCGGGGAAACCCUUUUUCUUCAGACUGACAGUGAACACUUCGACCACUGUUAAUAUUUACAUGGACAACACGCUUUACUACACACAUAAUCUGAAGUUCAGUCUCUCUUCAUUCACUCGCAUGUUCAUUCAGUUUGAUGUCAAUCUGACGAAAGUUGAGUCGUGGUGCAAAGUCUGA